GCAGUGUUAUUCCAGUAUUUUCGCCCAUCUGUACAUAGCGCCAAUAUCUUGAAGCAUGCCAUCUAUCGAAACCAAGAAAGAUGGUGACCAAUUUGUGGUAGAAGCAGUUGAAUUCCUGUGGGAAGACCCUCCGCAUUCGAAGGCUAAGCCUAAGAGAUUCACUUUGAAGAAAGACGCGAGCAACGAAGUAAUAAUAGGGAGGAAAUUCUUUGGAAGCGACAAUACUGUAGUAGGCUCGAAGCAUGCAAUAUUGAAGUUCGAUGGGGUGAAAGUAUAUAUCACAGACACAGGAUCCAAAAACGGGACAUGGUCGAGUUCAGCGGGCGAACUUGUAUCAGGGAAAGCAUACGUGCUGAAAGAUGGAAGUACGAUAGUCUUUGGUGAAAAGCAUGAUAAGACUGAUAAGAGUCCUGACGCCAUUCGUGUAAGGAUCAACAUUCUCAAAUCCGAACCUAAGCCAAAACUCAAAUCGAUUCUCAAAGUCACAUCGGCCAAACAUGACGAUAAACUCAAGGUUCCCGCACCUCCAUUAGCAAGAUCUGUCACUCCUGAUACUUUGAAGCCUCCAGAUGACCCAAAAAAACACCGUCGGGUCGUUAGCUUGGAGAUUCCUUCUAAGAAAGACAAGCCCUCACCAGUGGAGGUCCCGGUACAACGACCAAUUCAGAAAGCUGUUGCUAGCACAGAACUCCAACGCGAAGUCAAGAUCCCCUGGUCUGAAACAUUUCGACUAGGUUUUGGCGUAGAUGCUCUCACCGGAGAAUCGAUGGCUGGUACUGCCAUAACAUCAUUCAAAAUGUCUGGUUCGCCGAGGCCUAAACAGGUGAAAACGUAUGUCGACACCUUGCAUUGGAACGGUAUCAAGUCUUUACAAGAUCAAUAUGAUAUCGAAAUCGGUGGAACUGUCAACGUCGCUCCCGCUUCUAUCUCGAUGAGCACCCGAAUAUCUUCACUUUUGUCGAAGAAUGCAUCAGCAUCGACGGUGCUGAUACAGUACAGAGUGAUCGGAGAAUUUGAACCAGAGUUCAUCCCUUCAAAUGUAGCGUUGCAGAAUGGUCUAAGCGAUCUUUCGGAAGACGACUUCCGAGAUAAAUACGGUGACUAUUACCUAGCAGGACGACAACGUGGAUAUGGCUGUCGGAUGGUCAUUGUUUAGUUGAUGAUAAAAGUGUAACUGACAAGGCGGAAGUUGAGGCUCAGGCCCUUGUGGAAAAUUUCUUUAAAGCUGGAGCGGGCCAUUCGAACGUCAAGUCUCGCUCGAAAAGUUGCAGUAUACUGCAUGUGAUGAUUGAAACGUACGGAUGUUCGGCGGAUG
This is a messenger RNA of Lentinula edodes (shiitake mushroom), 1315 nucleotides long. RefSeq lists its product as uncharacterized. Gene Ontology annotation, molecular function: protein binding. The record is from RefSeq and is a predicted model, not a curated record. The transcript has 7 exons. The coding region runs from base 56 to 1156 and encodes 366 amino acids. NCBI's taxonomy places the organism in Eukaryota, Fungi, Basidiomycota, Agaricomycetes, Agaricales, Omphalotaceae.